UGACGAUACCGGAAGAUAUUCACCACAUCAGUCAGUGUGUGCGUAAUCCCAAAUCCAAAAUAUGGAGCAAAAUAGCGAUGGGAGCUUAUCCCAGGUCCAGCAUGUUGUGUUGGUCCUGUCAGGGAAAGGAGGUGUGGGUAAGAGCACCAUCACCACAGAGUUAGCUCUGGCUCUCAGGCACGCUGGGAAAAAGGUUGGCAUCCUGGAUGUGGACCUCUGUGGACCCAGCAUCCCCCGCAUGCUGAGUAUGGGCCGGCCCGAUGUACACCAGUGUGACUCUGGCUGGGUGCCAGUUUACACCGACGCUCAGAAGAGUCUGGCCCUCAUGUCUAUCGGAUUCCUGCUGGAGGACCCAGAUGAAGCAGUGGUUUGGAGGGGCCCCAAAAAAACCGCUUUGAUCGGACAGUUUGUGUCAGACGUAGCCUGGGGAGAACUGGAUGUGCUCCUCGUGGACACACCGCCGGGGACGUCUGAUGAACAUCUGGCAGUGCUGGAAAACCUCAAAAAACAUCGAGUGGAUGGAGCCAUUCUGGUCACCACACCUCAGGCGGUAUCGACGGGGGAUGUGAGGAGAGAGAUCACUUUCUGCAAGAAGACAGGCGUACGGAUCCUGGGAAUCAUAGAGAACAUGAGUGGCUUUGUUUGUCCACACUGCUCCGAAUGCAGCAACAUAUUCUCAAAGGGAGGCGGUGAAGAGCUGGCCAAACUGACCGGAUCAGUGUUUCUGGGUUCUGUACCUCUGGAUCCUCUCCUCAGUGCCAGUAUAGAAGAAGGCAAAGACUUCCUGCAGUCGUUUCCUGACAGCGCCACCUUCAGUGCAAUUAGCAGUAUUUCCCAGACCUUGCUGAACAGCCUCCAGUCAGACUGAGUCAAAACUCACAUGCUGUGCAUUAAAAUGCUUAAAUACAGUAUUGAUCAUUGUGUUGAAUAAUGUAGACUAUAACGUAUAAAAUAUUUACUGUUCCCCCCCAAAGGUGGACACUAUUUGCAGGUUACAGUCCUGCUUCAAUUCAAUGUUUCUUCUGAUUUUAUGGCUGAAUGAUUCUGCCAAUUUUUCCAAAUAGACUAAAAAGGUCCAGCAGUAAAUUUCAAGCAGGGACAUGCUCAUGCAUAUGAAUACAGGAGUAGAAGGUUCAAAAGGACUUUACAUUAUUGUUACAGAACAUAAAACAUGGAAUACGUGGGACUCUGGCCUUAUGGAAUCAAACUUCCUCAUAUCUGCUUACUCAAGAGCAUUGACAGUCCAAAGUGCAGCACAGCCUUUGAGCCGUCAUCCGAGUGCUGCAUUUGCAGUUUUUGUGUGAAGACUGUCAGGCUUCAACAUAAAUUGUUACAGGAAAAGUUCUACGCAAUGGCAACGGAUCCUUUUGUACACAGUUUUGUAAUAAAAUGAUUACUUAAGCUUCCUGUGUGAGACUCUAAAUGGUGGCGAUGCAUUCCUGAAAUGACGUUCUGUGUUUGGAAUCCAGUCACAGCUAAGUUGGAGUAGUCUUUAAUUCAAGUGUGAAAACAUUCACGUAGACACAUCAAGAAAACGUCAACACACCAGCGGUAAUACAGGAUUGGGAAUUGGCGCUUCGAUAAACUGCAUCAGCAGCAGCUCCACUUUUAAAAAGUCAACUCCAGAUCAAAUGGAAGCAGUUCCUGUAUGAAACACGGCCGCGCUCGUACACUUGAUCUGUUUCGAUUCUCUCUACGUGCUACAACAUACACCUUCGAUAGUCUACUUGCAUCUUUGAAACCUGACCCCACUUUUUUUUGGAAGGCUUGCGCAAGAUUUUCUUCUUUUGAUCUGGAUUAUAUCUAGAAAAAAUGAGCCUGUGAUUCAGGGUCAAACUCUUAACAGCAACAAAACACUGAAACCCAUGCAGGAUUUUAAUGGCUGGAAUGUAGAAGAGAUGGAAAUACAGCAACAGAUGAGCAGAGGAGGAGGACAGAGGGGGUUGAAUAAGAUCGGAGAGAAAAUGAUGUGGAAAAUACAAUUGUGAGACCCGGGAGAGGGCGCACACACCUUUAAUGCAAACAGCAGUACUACAGGAAAAAACACUGAAGUUUGAGAAUGUUUGCGUAAUGAUUAGAAUACAGCUACACACACAACUCCCACUCCACCAGCAACAUACUAAAGGCAAUCUCAAUUAUUAAACCAAGAAUUACAUCCAGAGGAAUUCCAACCACUUAUCACAAUUACCCCACAGUGCAUUAAAUCUAUCUAUAUAUAGAGAUAUUUAUAUGUCUGUAUAUAAUCAUAUAUGUGUAUAUCCUGGGAAUUAGAUUUUUUCCUGCAUUAGACAGUUCAAUGAACAAUUUCUUAUAAAUAAAAUCGUGGAAAAAAAUCUUUAAGUCCAUACACAUUUCUUUCUGUAAAUAGAUCCUGGAGAUUAAUGCAGAUAUUGUUUUCACUCCCAUGUUGAUCCGGGAGGAC
Salarias fasciatus (jewelled blenny) is the source of this 2422-nucleotide messenger RNA. RefSeq names its product nucleotide binding protein 2 (MinD homolog, E. coli) (gene nubp2). Bases 62 to 868 code for a protein of 268 amino acids. The transcript is spliced from 7 exons. Gene Ontology annotation, cellular component: cytosol. Gene Ontology annotation, molecular function: ATP-dependent FeS chaperone activity; 4 iron, 4 sulfur cluster binding; ATP binding. NCBI's taxonomy places the organism in Eukaryota, Metazoa, Chordata, Actinopteri, Blenniiformes, Blenniidae. The record is from RefSeq and is a predicted model, not a curated record. Gene Ontology annotation, biological process: iron-sulfur cluster assembly.